Messenger RNA from Tuber melanosporum (Perigord truffle), 1757 nucleotides. RefSeq lists its product as uncharacterized. Gene Ontology annotation, molecular function: uroporphyrin-III C-methyltransferase activity. The record is from RefSeq and is a predicted model, not a curated record. The transcript is spliced from 2 exons. Lineage: Eukaryota; Fungi; Ascomycota; Pezizomycetes; Pezizales; Tuberaceae. Bases 68 to 1645 code for a protein of 525 amino acids. Gene Ontology annotation, biological process: siroheme biosynthetic process; sulfate assimilation.
AAGGCCGCUUAUACCACCCGACAAGAUGCCUUGUAAAUGUCCACAACCCAUGAUCUCACAUCCCAGAAUGCCCGGAUUGACUACUUCUCCUGGUUUCUUGACCUCAUUUGACUGCUCAGGGCAGGUUCACUUAAUUGUCGGAUCGAAUCCUCUCGCUGGGGCACGCUGCGCCAAGAGUCUGGAAGUCGGGGCGAAGGUUAAACUUAUUGCUCCGGACUCUGAAGCAUUACAUUACGGGCUGCGGCAACGGAUUGAAACUGGAGAGGUUCAAUGGAUUCGACGGGAGUUCCAAUCGGAAGACUUGACAACCUUGGGGAGGGUGGAGGUUGAUCUAGUCGUUGACUUGGUGUUUGUUACGUUAUCCAUUGAGUGUGCACAAUGCACUUACAUAUCUAAUCAUUGUCGGCGACUCCGAAUUCCCGUUAACGUUGCUGAUGCCCCACACCUUUGCAGCUUCACCCUACUGUCAACCUAUUCCGACGGGCCCUUACAGAUCGGGGUAACCACCUCCGGCAAUGGGUGCAAACUCUCUAAUAGGAUUAAGAGGGAAAUCACGAAUACACUGCCACAAGGUAUGGGUACAGCUUGCACCCGUCUGGGUAAGCUCAGGCGAAGACUGUGGGAAGAGGAUCACGGAGAGGCGGACAUUUUCGACGAGGAUGUAGAUGGCAUGGACCAGAAGAGCAAUUUCAACGCACUUAUUCUACCAGAAGACGUAGACGCAGCGAAAACUCGGCGGACACGCUGGCUCUCGCAGAUUUGCGAGUAUUGGCCCUUAGAAAAGUUGGCAGGGCUCACAGACGACGACAUCGGGUCUAUACUAGAAUCAUACAUCGACGCCAAUAAUUCCGGAGACGUUCCUCAACCGCUAGGCUCCCUCCCGCAUAGGGGCAGAAUACAACUUGUUGGUUCCGGCCCUGGUCAUCCAGAUCUCCUGACGACCGCUUCUGUGAACGCCAUAUCCUCCGCCGACCUAGUCCUAGCUGACAAACUCGUCCCCCAGCCCGUCCUCGCCCUAGUCCCGCGACGGGUAGUAGUCCAUAUAGCCCGCAAGUUCCCCGGUAAUGCCGACAAAGCCCAAGAAGAGUUCCUAAAACUCGGUCUUGAAGGUCUCCAGAAAGGCUUAAACGUCAUCCGACUAAAGCAAGGAGACCCAUACAUCUACGGCCGGGGCGCCGAAGAGUUUGAAUUCUUUGAGAGCCGUGGGUACACUCCCACCGUUCUCCCGGGAAUAACUUCCUCGCUGUCAGCGCCUCUGUUCGCCUGUAUACCACCUACCCAUCGAGGGGUCGCGGAUCAGGCACUCAUCUGCACAGGCACAGGUCGGAAGGGCACUGCGCCAGAGAUACCCGAGUAUGUUAGUACGAGAACGACGGUGUUCCUGAUGGCUUUGCAUAGGCUUGGAGAAAUGGUUCGUGACUUGGAGAAGAAGGGUUGGCCGAUGGAGUUGCCCUGUGCUGUCAUCGAGAGAGCAAGUUGCUCGGAUCAGAGGAUCGUGAGGUCGACUCUUGAGAAUGUAUGUUUUGCGGUUGAGGAGGUAGGAUCUCGACCACCGGGACUGAUUGUUGUAGGGUGGGCGUGUGAGGUUGUGAAAAAGCUGGAUGGGAAGAAAUGGGUUGUUGAGGAGAAGGGGUUUAAUCUUUAGGUCCUAUUUCUUGUUGGAGUUGUGUUUAGGAAUUUGUUGAUUGGAUUUUUGGACCGAUGGAUUUUUUUCCUGUAUAUAACGGCAUGUGUUAAAUCGUCUUUUCUGCCACGCU